This is a messenger RNA of Haemorhous mexicanus (house finch), 458 nucleotides long. RefSeq names its product small nuclear ribonucleoprotein polypeptide F (gene SNRPF). Gene Ontology annotation, cellular component: catalytic step 2 spliceosome; U1 snRNP. NCBI's taxonomy places the organism in Eukaryota, Metazoa, Chordata, Aves, Passeriformes, Fringillidae. Bases 146 to 406 code for a protein of 86 amino acids. Gene Ontology annotation, molecular function: RNA binding. The transcript has 4 exons. Gene Ontology annotation, biological process: spliceosomal snRNP assembly; mRNA splicing, via spliceosome. The record is from RefSeq and is a predicted model, not a curated record.
GCAGCCAAUGGGAGCGCGGCGCGGGUGAGAGGUCGGAGGUGGGAGAGCGGCGCCCCCGGAACGGGAAGCGGAGCCGGUCCCAGCGCCUCCCGUUGUCCCGCGGCGCGCACGAGGGGUUUCCGCGCGGGCCCGCGCUUCUCCCGCCAUGAGCCUGCCCCUGAACCCUAAGCCGUUCCUGAACGGGCUGACGGGGAAGCCGGUGAUGGUGAAGCUGAAGUGGGGGAUGGAGUACAAGGGCUACCUCGUCUCCGUGGACGGCUACAUGAACAUGCAGCUUGCAAACACAGAGGAGUACAUAGACGGUGCGUUGUCUGGACACCUGGGUGAAGUUUUGAUAAGGUGCAAUAAUGUUUUGUACAUCAGAGGUGUGGAAGAAGAGGAAGAAGAUGGAGAAAUGAGAGAAUAGGUGUUUUGUAUUUCUGGGAAUAAACUUUUUUUUUCCUUUUCUGUUUUUCAUA